AAAUAGUGAAAACUUGUUUAAAACGAUUUGUGUUAGUCGAUCUUACGCAAUGAUGUAUCUUCUGUACAUCAACUGCAAAGUAGUUAAUGAUAAAAGUGUUUGCUCGGAAUAGGCUGUAUUAAAUGCCAGUCACUUUAAUAAGAAAGUCCAGAGGUCUUCGUUUCGGGAUACCACAUCAGAGUGAAGAAAUCAUAUGACGAUCAGUUGAGUGGAAAACUUGGUGAGCUUUAGGAUGUCGAAUUCAAAAACGUUUGAUAAAAAGGAUCAUGGAUUUCAAAAUUCAAAUGCUAAGGGGAGUAAUUUUGAAACGGCAGUUACUGCCUGUGGUUAUGGUAAAUUUCACUAUAUUUUGUAUUUGGUUAUGAUUCCCGCCACUUGGGCGUCGAUUUUUGAUACUUCGAAUACUUCAAUGAUUCUUCCUUCGGUGCAAUGCGAUUUGGGAUUGACGCCCCUUUACAAAGGCCUUCUCAAUGCUGCCGUUUAUUCAGGAAUGGUCUCCAGUGCUUUCUUAUGGGGCUUUUUAGGAGAUGUACUGGGUAGAAAAAAAAUUUUAAUAUACUGUUUAUUUGUCGAUGGUGUUCUCAAUUUUAUGACUGGAACGUCACAAACUUUUUGGGUUCUCGUAUUCUUCAAAUUCAUGUCUGGCUUCGUUGUUAGCGGACCUUAUGCAAGUCUAGUGACUUAUUGUUCUGAAUUUCACGCGUUGAAUGACAGGCCAAGACUUGUUUUAUUAAUCGGAAUGUUCAACAAUUCAGGAGCAAUUCUCAAUGCAGCAAUGGCCUGGCUGAUAAUACCACACAAAUGGUCUAUAAUUUUAUUUAAUGGAAAUUUUGUCUACAAUUCCUGGCGUUUAUACAUGUCAUUUUGUGGUCUACCAAUAAUUAUUGGAGCGGCGUGCUUUCUAUUCUUUCCCGAGAGUCCAAAAUUUCUCAUGAGUCAAGGUCGUAAUGAUGAAGCUCUACAGGUGUUUAGGAAGAUCUACGCGAUGAAUUCUGGUCAAUCACCAGACAGUUAUCCGAUUCGCGAGUUGGAGUCCGAAGUGGUUGAUACGACGGUAAAAAAUGGAGUGAAUAUCAUUUCAAUUGAGAGAGAUGGUGAAUUUUCGAAUUUAGAAUCCAACAAAUGUCAUAAGAGACCAUUCAAAAGUGUUUUAAUGCAUGGAAUGCGUCAGAUGAAACCAUUGUUUGUGGCGCCUUUAGGUUUUCGAUUGCUGUUGGUGGUUACUCUCAAUUUUGGAAUUCUUAUGACAUUAAAUACUAUUCGCUUAUGGCAACCGCAGAUUUUUACAAUAUUGACGUAUUUUGAUAAUUUACCAAAUAAAGGACCAGAAGAAUUGUCUUUUUGUGAAAUUCUUGACAAUUCAAAGUCUGUUAUGGCCAAUCAGACAAUUGUUAGUAUAGAAGGAUCUGAACAUUGCAAAGAAAUUCCUGUUGAUUCUUCCGUUUACUAUUUUGCCAUGAUUGUUUCUAGUGUGACUACUAGUUUUGUAUUUUUGGCUGCCUUAUUAGUGAGUGUUCUUCGGAAUAAAAUACUUUUGCUUAUUUCACUUUUCAUCUCGUUUAUUUCGAUUGUAACAAUGCAGUGGUCUCCGAAUACACUGAUAACUCUUAUUAUCACCUGUAUUUAUUCUGGAGUUCAAAGUGCUUGUGUCAAUUUAAGUAUCAGUAUUACUGUCGAUUUAUUUCCGACAACAUUGAGAACAAUGGCUGUGAGUUUGAUCAUGAUGACUGGACGCAUAGGCGCUCUCUUAGGGAACAUCAUGUUUCCUGUUUUGCUCGAGUACGGCUGUUUCGUCCCAAUCAUCGCCCUGGCUUUUUUCAUUUUACUUUGCAUCGUGCUGACCUUUUUCAUCCCGAAACCCAAUAAGAACUUGAAGUAACUUAUCCAUAGAAUAUAAUAUAUUACGAAUCACCAAAGGAUCAUUAUUACAUCCUUUUUUUCUUAUGUAUCUCUCUUUCUACAAGUGGAUUCAUCUGCGGUAACAUCGCAAACUCUUAGUCGUGUUACUUGAUAGAUAGCAAUUAUCACCCACACCGAAAGGGAAUAUAUCUUCUUUUAAGCAAGGGAGGAUGAGAUGCUGGGUUUAAAUUGAGAUCGAGUUGGGAUAUAAACAGGAAGUUGGAUUCACAAUGGUUUUUUAUUUCAACAAUGGUCAAAUGUCAAUUGUCAACAAUUGUCAAUGUCAAUCCUUUUCCCGUGUUUGAUGACAGUAAGAGACUGAUCAAUAUUGAUACUAGCAAUGGCAAUAUUGAAAAUUCGAUGGGAAGUUGUUGGAGAAUAAAAAUGAGAAAAAAAGAGAAAAAAAGAGGAAAGAAAGAAAUGGACAAUGGCUACUAUGAAGCGCUAAGUCAGAGCCUUGAGUUUCACUUUCGACAUCUCCUGCAGCCUUCACCCACAUGCUCGUAAGAUCUCGACACGUUCCGCGAGCACGUCGAUCUAAAGAUUAUUAUUCAGUGGGUUCGAUUAGGAAAAGUUUUAUUUUAGGCAAAUUUUUCUUUCCAAACUCGCUCCAGAAUUGUGUACGUUGAAUUUUUUUGUAGAUCAAGAUAUGUGUGUUUAGGUACUUUUACUUUUCCUAAUUUAUAUGAAUUCAGUAUUUCCACUAUUCGGUCUGAUACGAAAUGUGUAAUAUUCUAAUGUUACACAAUUUAAUGUAUAAUUAGAUAUAAACUAGAUUUUUUUGUUUCGUUUCCGCUGGAUCUGCAUUUAGUCUUUAACCAAUUUUUUUACCCUCUUGUUAAUGUUGUUUUCAUCGUCGGCAACUGUUAACUUAAGAACUUUAAUAGCAGUACUUACAUUUUAGAUAAUUUUUAUGACAAUUUAUGAAUUUAUCAAUUUUAUGAAGUAGGGAAAAGAAUUAAAUGACAAUAUAAAUAAUGAUUGCUUUUUGUAAAUAGUGAUGAUAGAAGUUUAAGGGAAUACAAUGGGAGAUUUUUACUCUUUCAUAAUUUGUACUUUAAGAAAUGACUAUCCUACAGUAUGGGAUUAAUAACGAAGAAGAAACUUUAAAAAAUUCAAAUUACUUGUAUACAUCGAAAACUUGAAGAGGAAAAAGAAAAAAAAGAUACAUUGUUUAAAUUUAAUUCGGCUAAAAUAAUAAUCUAUGUUAGUCCAAAUAUUGACAUAAUUUAAGAUUUCAAAACUAGUUCUAAGAGCUAAAUUGACUUACUUUAGUUUUAAGUGCAAAAAUAGGCUGUUUUUAAGAGAACAUGUGUGCUAAUGCUGUAAGUUCUUUAGGAUAUUUUCUUCCAGUGAAUAAAUGUUUUUACACUCUA
Molecule: messenger RNA, 3275 nt
Organism: Leptopilina heterotoma
Lineage: Eukaryota; Metazoa; Arthropoda; Insecta; Hymenoptera; Figitidae
Product: synaptic vesicle glycoprotein 2B-like
Exons: 11
Coding region: 233-1879 (548 amino acids)
Biological process (GO): transmembrane transport
Cellular component (GO): membrane
Molecular function (GO): transmembrane transporter activity
Source: RefSeq, a predicted model, not a curated record